Messenger RNA from Vanderwaltozyma polyspora DSM 70294, 873 nucleotides. RefSeq names its product cytochrome c1 heme lyase CYT2 (gene CYT2). NCBI's taxonomy places the organism in Eukaryota, Fungi, Ascomycota, Saccharomycetes, Saccharomycetales, Saccharomycetaceae. Gene Ontology annotation, molecular function: holocytochrome-c synthase activity. The coding region runs from base 1 to 873 and encodes 290 amino acids. The record is from RefSeq and is a predicted model, not a curated record. Gene Ontology annotation, biological process: cytochrome c-heme linkage. Gene Ontology annotation, cellular component: mitochondrion. The transcript has a single exon.
AUGAUGAGUGAUGAAGAAAUGAGUUCAAACAAGAACCAAGAUCGCACGUUGAGUUCGAACAGUAAUUGGUUCUCAUUCUUAUGGAGUCCAUCUAAUAAAACUCCUACAUCUUUGGAAGGUGUUGGUGGAUCUUCUAGCAUGUGUCCUGUUAAUCAUGGUGAUUCAGUUGGGGCAUCCAUGGAUAUUCCAGAAGGUCAUCCGAAGAUAGAAGGUUAUUUUGGUUCAGAUGCCAAAUGUCCUGUUGAUGAUGAUGCUAAAAAGAUAUGGUUAUUGCAAAAUGACAAGAAAAAACAUACUGGUGUGAUUCUACAAAGUGCUCCAAUUGAUAUAGAAUGUUCUUCUGAUGCGAUUCCAGCUCAUCCGGUUUACAAGACUGAUGUGAAAUUGCCAGAUCAUAGGGAGUUAUCGUCGAUUCCAAGAACAGGAGCCUCUUCCAACUGGGUUUACCCAUCAGAGAAGCAGUUUUAUGAGGCUAUGGUUCGUAAGAAUUGGGAUCCUGAGGCUGAUGAUAUGAAAGUUGUGGUCCCCAUCCAUAAUCAAGUUAAUGAACGUGUAUGGAACUACAUCAAAAGGUGGGAAGAGAAUGAGGAUAGCGAAAGCUGUGGUGGACUUAAGUUAACUAGCUUUAAAGGUGACUCCAAGAAGCUAACCCCUAGAGCUUGGAUCAGAAGCACUUUGUUGGGAUAUUCUAAACCGUUUGACAGGCACGACUGGACCAUCAAUAGAUGUGGGAAAGACAUUGAUUAUGUGAUCGAUUUCUACACAAACGAUACUGAAGAUAAGUCAGUCCCAGAUAUAUAUCUUGAUGUUCGCCCUAAAUUAAAUACUUAUGAAGGUAUAAGGUUAAGGGUAUUAAAGUCUCUAGGGUAUUGA